This is a messenger RNA of Zasmidium cellare ATCC 36951, 993 nucleotides long. RefSeq lists its product as uncharacterized. The record is from RefSeq and is a predicted model, not a curated record. The transcript is spliced from 3 exons. Bases 1 to 993 code for a protein of 330 amino acids. Gene Ontology annotation, molecular function: transmembrane transporter activity. NCBI's taxonomy places the organism in Eukaryota, Fungi, Ascomycota, Dothideomycetes, Mycosphaerellales, Mycosphaerellaceae. Gene Ontology annotation, biological process: transmembrane transport.
AUGUCUGCGACGGUGAGCGAUGCCAAGUCCUCGCCGAAGCUAGCAGACCAGCAGCAUGGCGAGAAGGAAGCGAUAGUCCCAGCCAAAGGAGGGAACUACAAGGGAUUCGUUGCGGGUGUCUUUUCAGGCAUUGCAAAGCUUUCGGUGGGACAUCCAUUCGAUACCAUCAAAGUUCGCCUGCAGACAUCGGACCACUCCCAAUUCAAAGGACCCCUGGACUGCCUGCUCCAGACACUUCGGAAAGAAGGCGUCAAUGGCAUAUACAAGGGCGCCACGCCUCCUCUCAUCGGAUGGAUGUGCAUGGACUCCCUCAUGUUGGGCUCCCUGACAUUGUACCGCCGACUUCUCAACGAGCAUGUCUUCCAACCACUGCGAGCUCGACCGAACCACCCAGCAAUCUGGAUGAGCGAUGACGAGAGGAAGAAGCUACCAGCAGUCGGACAUGCCAUCGCGGGAACUCUUGCUGGGUGGACUGUCUCAUUCAUCGCCGCGCCUGUCGAACAUGUGAAGGCUCGCCUCCAAGUACAGUACCAGGCCGACAAAUCCAAGCGAUUAUACUCUGGACCAGUCGACUGUGCCCGGAAGAUACUCAAAGGCCAUGGCAUCUCAGGCCUGUAUCACGGCCUCUUCGCAACCCUCAUCUUCAGGACUUUCUUCUUCGCCUGGUGGGGAACCUACGACAUCUUCACACGCUGGUUCCAGAAGAACACCAACCUCAGCGCGCCGGCCAUCAACUUCUGGGCGGGAGGUCUGUCUGCGCAGGUCUUCUGGUUAACUUCAUAUCCUAGCGAUGUGAUAAAACAGCGUCUUAUGACCGAUCCCUUAGGGCCAGAUCGAAAGUUUCCCCACUGGCGAGAUGCAGCGGUUACCGUCUACCGAGAAUCAGGUCUCAAGGGUUACUGGCGAGGCUUCGUGCCGUGUUUCUUGCGCGCUUUCCCUGCGAAUGCGGUGGCGCUUGUGGCAUUUGAGGGAGUUAUGAGAGCGCUGAAUUGA